UUUGGUCUCGCAUCAUCCGAAAAGAAGAAGCAGCAAAAAGAAGAACUCAAGUGUUCUUACUCACUUGAGUUUCAUUUGUGCGCCUCAAAACAGCUCGUCUCUCUUUAACCCAUUGCUGGCUGGGAUGAGGUCAAGCCUUUUGCAGGAUUAGUGGUAUUUUUAUUUUUGAUUUUAUAUAUUUUUGUCCAUUGAAUGAUGGCAGAAGAAGAAGUCAAUUAUGUGACGGUCAAGUUCAACUCUCACAACUUGGCAAAUGACACCGUGAUCUACGAAGACGUGAGGAGCGAGCUGGAGACGUGGCCACCCCAACGCUCUACCCAAGAGAAGUGUGGCGAUGUGGAAGAGAUCUACGACGACGUGCGGUCCAAGGAGUUACCUUGCAGCGUGCCUCACAUCUUCCAAGAAAAUGCUUCGAAAUUACCGCUCCACACGCCUGUGACAUUGGCUGCUGCUGCUCUGGGCCUCCUUUGUGUCAUCCUCAUGUUUGUCAUCAUCGCGCUCACAGUGCAUCUGAACAGCGUCGUGACCGAACAGCGCCGGCAGACCGUCAACCUGACAGCUCAAAAUGGGCACAUACAGUCCGAGCUGGAGCGACUGCGGGAACGAGCCCGGGAGCUGAGCAGGGAACGAGACCUGCUCAACUGGACCAUGGGCAAGAUUCUCCAGUUUGACAAUUUCCCUGUCAUCGACCACUGCCCACAAAAAGUUUUAAGCCUGUGUCAGCCAUGCACGGACAACUGGCUGCAGUUCGGCUCCAAGUGCUACCUGUUCCAGCACUCCAUUUACUAUAGCCACUGGAGGACCUGGCAGGGAAGCGUUGAUGAUUGCAGGCAGAGGAACGCGCACCUACUGCUCAUCGAAAGCCAGGAAGAACAGGAAUUUGUCACAAACCAUACGGAGUACUACAGUGAUGACAAGCAUGGCUACUGGAUGGGACUCACAGAACUCUCUAACAAGUGGAAGUGGAAUGACGGACGCAACCUCACUCUGGCAUUCUGGAGAAAUGAAAACAACUACCGGUACAUCAAAAACAGCUGCGCUCUGAUAUCAAAGUCGCAGACGUCAAAAUCCCUGGACAACUGGAGCAAAACCAACUGCGACAUGAAGAACAGAUACAUCUGUCAAACCCCUGUUUUCACUAAACGAGAUCUACACUAACAUUUGGCUUUGAAGGUAGUCACGAUAUCUGUGUUGGUCUUAAUAGAAUUCUGAUAAGAAAAUUAUGGGUAGCUCAUGAUAAAGCUCUUAUACAAAUUGUUGCACAGUAGGGAGCUGAUUAGCUAACUUGCUAAACAAUAUCACAUUAGCUCACUGGUUAGCUUCUAAGAUAAGUUGAGAUAAGGCUCUCAAGUUUAUUUUAGUGUAGUUAUAACAUCUUAGCUACUGAGGUAAGCAACCAACUAUAAAACUCAUAGUUCGGACAUAGGGGGCAUUCUGAAAUACGCUCUGAACAUGCACUGCUUCACUCUGACCAUUUACAAACGCAGAGCGAUGUUCAAAUGUAGCAUUCGGUUAUUCAGAGUGCCCCAAAAAUGGAGUGCCGUAGUGCACUAGUCUAGACACUCCAAAUGGAGGCAAGGUGCAUCCAGUGCAUCAGGCAAUACAGAUGCAAAGCGUUAAGCACAUGCUGCAUGUUCAGAACAUGGACUGCACAGAGAUAUUAAUAGGAGGGGAGCAAGCUCUGCCGCUUUGAAAACACAAAAUCUCAAGAAUGAUGUUAGGCCAUCAGAAGGAUAUUCCGAACACACCCUCAGUAACUAACGAGAAUGCCCUUGUUCAGUUGCUAGCUGGUUCGGUCAUUGUUUUGGCUGUGGCUGUUGUGGAAGCGCUAAUUAACAUGUUACUGGUUAGCUCACGAGUCGGGUAGAAAGCAUGGCAAAUUGUGGCUAGCUGGCAAUCGAUAAAGCUCUCAAGCUAAAUCAUGUUCAGUAGUUUUCAAAUUUGGCAGUCAAAACUAGAACAAUAGCCAUCAAACUAUUAAUCACCUAAAAAAAAAUCUAGUUUGGUAGUUUACCAGCUGCGUAACUACAAUGUGUGGCAAGAUAAAGCAAGUUCAUUGUCUUGGUUGGAAAAUUGCCAACUAGACAGUAAAAUAAGUAGCAAACGAGACAGCUUUGCAAACAAAAUCUGACACAGCAGCUAGCUUGUUGGGUCUUAGGUAAAUUUCUUAGUUGGUUGGCUAGUUUGGAUGAACUAGGUAGUUGAAUAAAAAUCCUGGCAGAUUAAAUCUAGCUCAAAAUUUUGCUGGUUAAAUCACAAGCUAAAUUGUAAGCUUGGUAAAUCGUAGCUAUAGGUCUACAGCCAGUUCACACUCACACUAAUCACACAACAGCAAGAGAAUUAAAAACUAAAGAACUGACAAAGUAUGGAACUUAUUUAUUUUGCUAUGAAUUCACCCCACAGUGACCUGCAUUGAUAUUUUUUCUGGAUAAUGAUGUGUAGUAAAAACAAGUAUUUUGCAACCACGUGUUGUGCAACUUUGGAGAAUAAUCAACAUAUGGCCCAACCGCAUCCAGCGUCAUCAAAGGUGGAAACGUUGGGGGGGGCAUUUUAAAGGAUUGCUAGAUUUAUUGUUUCAUCAAAAAUACAAAUGUAGAAGGAUAUAAAACAAAGACUGAAGUCAGAGACAAGGUGUUGUGUAUGUAUUUGUGUGUGUGUUUAUCAACAAAGAUUCUAAGGCACUAUUUUCGACUUCCUCUAUUUCGAGCUUGUUUCGAAUUACACUUUCCGAGAAGUUGAGUUGCAGAACUGCCUUUGCGCCAUGUCCUGUUUAAUUUAACAAAUGUUAAACUAAAAAUAAUCUCAAGGCAUACGUGAGAAUAAACUGUCAAGUAUCCGAUUCCGUCCUUUUUCAACUCUGGGUGCCCACUCUGGAAUAGUCACGAUAAAUACGAUUUACUCAUUUAUCGUAAGUAGACAAGAUAUCCAUUUAAUGUGCGUAUGUCAUAUUGCGUGGCAGAAUAAAUCUCACCAAACUGGCGACUGUGAUUUUUGUGGUCGAUGUUGGGGGCUAAAACA
Hippocampus zosterae (dwarf seahorse) is the source of this 3018-nucleotide messenger RNA. Its product is annotated as oxidized low-density lipoprotein receptor 1. The record is from RefSeq and is a predicted model, not a curated record. The transcript is spliced from 8 exons. NCBI's taxonomy places the organism in Eukaryota, Metazoa, Chordata, Actinopteri, Syngnathiformes, Syngnathidae. The coding region runs from base 193 to 1158 and encodes 321 amino acids.